AUGUGGGUCCUGCUUGCUGCGCUCUCCCCCUUGUGGAGCGUUGUGAGCGUCGUCGCGAGUCCGGCACCAGUCUCUAUAGCCGCGAGGGACGCCAUCACAUCAGUAUUGGACCCAUCAUCCGUUCUCACUUUGACGUCGAGCGAAAUCUCGGCGUUUGAACCCUAUGAGCAACUGGCAAGGGCUGCAUACUGCGCGUCAGACAUCAUUACAGGAUGGCAGUGUGGCGAGGCAUGCGCAGCCAUUCCGGGCUUCGAGGCGACUUUGACGGGCGGAGACGGUGAUGCUAUCCAACUGUACUACGUUGGAUACUGGCCAAGCCAGAACGCUGUAGUCGUUGCCCAUCAGGGCACGGACCCAACACAAUUGCUGUCCGAUCUCACUGACGUCGACAUCACCACGGAGAAUCUGAACAGCACGCUUUUCCCGGGCGUGUCAUCUGAUGUCUGGGUGCACAGCGGGUUCGCCGAUGAGCAGGCCCAAACGGCAGAGAUAAUUUUGGCCGAGACACAGAGUCUUAUCGCCUCGAAGGGCGCUACAACUGUCAUCCUGGUCGGGCAUUCGCUGGGAGGCGCCCUUGCUCAGCUCGACGCACUCUAUAUGACCCUGAACCUCCCGUCGGACAUCCACGUCAUGUCGCGCACUUUCGGGACGCCCAGAGUGGGAAACCCAGCGUAUGCUGACCUAAUCGACUCGAUGGUCCCCGACUUCACUCGCAUGAACAACUAUCUGGACCCGAUUCCGAUUGUCCCCGGGCGGUUCCUGGGAUUCCAGCAUCCCGAGACAGAGGUCCAUAUUGUGUCGGACUCGAGUGACGACUCGGACGUCGUCGCUUGUCCCGGGAAUGACGACGCAACAGACGCACAGUGCACUAUCAUGAUGGUGCCAAACGUCGUGGACGCCGAUAUCCUGGACCAUCUUGGGCCGUAUCCUGGUGACGUCUACAUUGGCACUAUUUAUUGCACAUGAAUUAUACCCUGUACUUGUAUUAUUGAGGAUCUGGUGUUUGUUCGUGUAGUUUGUGUACGGUACCUACUGUAGC
Molecule: messenger RNA, 1039 nt
Organism: Postia placenta MAD-698-R-SB12
Lineage: Eukaryota; Fungi; Basidiomycota; Agaricomycetes; Polyporales; Adustoporiaceae
Exons: 6
Coding region: 1-966 (321 amino acids)
Biological process (GO): lipid metabolic process
Source: RefSeq, a predicted model, not a curated record